AUGACCGGGUUCUUGCGAACAUUGCAUUUCCUUUCCCGGUGGGAUUGGCAACACGAGGCUCUAAUUAUCGAUCUUGCCGGUGAUUUAACCUCCGAGAUCACAGAGAAAAUCCGCACCCGAUUCAACGCAUGGCGUAACAUCGACCCGGCCAUGAACACACUUGCCCUUUUCGUCGCAUCCGACAUCGACAGCGAAGGCGUAACCUGGACGCAAUACGAAAUGCCGCCCAAGGUCGUCGCAGGCCGGAUGUCCGCUCUGUCCAAGGCAGCAAUGGACUUGCUCCGAAGCCAGGGUCACGAAUUGGAUGUACCCGAUCUCUUCCAAACCUCCCUUGCGCCGUAUGACUUUGUCAUCAAUCUGCGGUCGAAGAUGCUCGGAGACCGCGCUGUAUCCAAAUUCAAGAACAUUGCCGAGGCAGAGGUUUCCGGUCGUGCGAGUAAGAUGGCCAUCGUCAAGGCAUUUGUUCGUGACGUUCAAGCUUGCUACGGUUCAAGCCUGCUAUUGUUCCACGGUGAUACAAGUGCCGAUGUCGUUGCUGGUAUUUGGAACCCGCAGACGCUGAAUCCUAAGACCUGGAAUCUUAAGACUGCCUACUCUACUGCACCCGCUCCGGGCAAUGAUUCUACGCAGCAGGAUCGCGUUGUGAUUAACCAGUCUGCGAUUUUGAACGAAAUUGCCAGACUUGGAGAAGGACUCGUUGAUACGAUUGAGAGCGGUAAAGUUGGUGCAUAG
Penicillium cosmopolitanum is the source of this 732-nucleotide messenger RNA. RefSeq lists its product as uncharacterized. Bases 1 to 732 code for a protein of 243 amino acids. NCBI's taxonomy places the organism in Eukaryota, Fungi, Ascomycota, Eurotiomycetes, Eurotiales, Aspergillaceae. The record is from RefSeq and is a predicted model, not a curated record. Gene Ontology annotation, biological process: tRNA export from nucleus; rRNA processing. Gene Ontology annotation, cellular component: UTP-C complex; small-subunit processome; CURI complex. The transcript has a single exon.